Messenger RNA from Clonostachys rhizophaga, 693 nucleotides. Lineage: Eukaryota; Fungi; Ascomycota; Sordariomycetes; Hypocreales; Bionectriaceae. The record is from the annotation of a GenBank genome assembly.
AUGACUGAAGUACAAACAUACCAUCUACCCCCAACGGACCUGGUGCCCAACUCACCUCGCCCACUUAUUCAUUACAAGAAUGUCCUGCCACGGGCCAAAUCCACUGGACGGUGCAGCCCAGGAGAUGCUUGGCAGAUGCUUGAGAACAACGGAUGGCGCGUGAACUGGCUGGUCCGCUACGGCCAUACCCAGAUGUCUCAUUUCCACUCUCAAGCACACGAGACCAUGGCCGUGCUAUCAGGCACGGCAACCAUCAGAUUUGGUGUAGGAGACACAUCAGAUGACCUCCACGCCAACACACACGGCGAUGCCUGGGAAAAGGGAGGUAUCGAGCUCCAAGCCGAGGCCGGCGACGUCUUCGUCAUCCCUGCCGGCGUCGCGCACAAGACACACAAGACGUUGCCAAAAGCCGCGCAGACUCUUCUGUCUCCGGGGACAGGCCACGGGAUCGAAGUAGACGAUCCCAAAAAGGCCCUAUCGGAGAUCGAGCUCGACGGCUUCACAAUGAUGGGUGCGUACAACAGUGGUGAAUGGGACUUUGUCGUCAGUGGCGGGGAUUACGAGCAAGUUUGGGCAACCCCAAAGCCACUUCUGGAUCCUGUGUUUGGUAAUUCGCCAAACGGACUUCGCGGGCUGUGGCGUGGCAGUGGUGAGGAAAUGAGCACGACAUCCAAUCGUAUUAGUCGUCUCUAG